Molecule: messenger RNA, 627 nt
Organism: Pipistrellus nathusii (Nathusius's pipistrelle)
Lineage: Eukaryota; Metazoa; Chordata; Mammalia; Chiroptera; Vespertilionidae
Source: the annotation of a GenBank genome assembly
AUGAUCUCCCUCUACACAAACACCUUCAGUCCAGUGGCCUUCUCCCUGGGGCUGCUCCUGGUGAUGGCUACUGCUUUCCCUACCCCGGUUCCUCGGGGAGAAGAUUCUAACAAUGAUACCACCUCAUAUAGACCACCACUCACCUCUUCAGAACAAAUUGAAAAACUCAUUAAGUCCAUCCUCCUCGAAAUCUCUGACGUGAAAAAUAAGAUGUGUGACAACCAUGAAUCGUGUAAAAACAGCAAGGAGGUACUGACAGAAAACAACCUGAACCUUCCAAAACUGGCCAGAAAAGAUGGAUGCUUCCAUUCUGGAUUUAAUCAGGAGACCUGCUUGAUAAGACUCACCACUGGUCUUCUGGAGUAUCAGGUAUACCUUGAGUACCUCCAGAACACAUUUGAGGAACAUGCCAAGGCCAUGCAGAUGAGAACAAAAGCCCUGGUCAAGAUCCUGAGGCAAAAGAUAAAGAAUCCCGUUGAAGAAACUAUCCCUGACCCAACCACAAACACCGGCCUGCUGGAGAAGAUGCAUGCACAGAAUGAGUGGCUGAAGACCACGACGAUUCACCUCAUCCUGCGAAGCCUCGAGGACUUCCUGCAGUUCACUCAGAGGGCUAUCCGGAUGUAG